Messenger RNA from Daldinia childiae, 1482 nucleotides. RefSeq names its product Pantothenate kinase. Gene Ontology annotation, molecular function: ATP binding; pantothenate kinase activity. NCBI's taxonomy places the organism in Eukaryota, Fungi, Ascomycota, Sordariomycetes, Xylariales, Hypoxylaceae. Bases 1 to 1482 code for a protein of 493 amino acids. Gene Ontology annotation, biological process: coenzyme A biosynthetic process. Gene Ontology annotation, cellular component: cytosol; nucleus. The record is from RefSeq and is a predicted model, not a curated record. The transcript is spliced from 3 exons.
AUGUCUGGAGACACCUACCAAGCCGAUGCCGCCAUUGUAGACGCCGAGAACGACGAGAAGAUAGACGCGGCGCAACAGCCCGCUAAAAGACCGCGCACCAUGACGAGUACGGCUGAGAUCGAUAGUACCAUAAUACAUCCCGGCUCCGUUCGUAUCAAUGUCAAAGGCGCAUUCAUCGUUGAUACACCUGAACAGCCUGGUACUCCCGCCAAUUUGUCCGGGUCUGGUGGUAGUAGUUAUUAUGAGACAAAAGAUAUUCGCCUUCCUAAUCAUACGGCUGUCGUCAGCCAUAUCGCUGUUGAUAUCGGUGGUUCGCUAGCUAAGCUGGUCUAUUUCUCCCGCGAAGCGCAUUCGACUGAUCCCGGCGGCCGACUGAAUUUCCAAUCUUUCGAGACGGAUCGCAUCGACGACUGUAUUGAGCUUAUGCGACAUCUACAAGACAAGCAACUCGCCCUCAAUGGCUCUAAGCCUGGUGAAUUAUGCGUAAUGGCGACGGGAGGCGGUGCUUACAAGUACUACGAUAGAAUCCGACAACGGCUUGGUGUUGACGUCCUACGAGAAGACGAAAUGGAAUGUUUAAUUAUUGGUCUCGAUUUCUUUAUAACCGAAAUACCACGCGAGGUCUUCACGUAUUCCGAGACAGAUCCUAUGCACUUCGCCUCGCCCAACGUUAAUAUUUACCCUUAUAUGCUCGUAAAUAUAGGGUCCGGCGUCAGCAUCCUUAAGGUUUCCGGCCCACGAGCCUACGAGCGCGUAGGUGGUACAUCCCUUGGUGGGGGUACCCUUUGGGGAAUUCUGUCGCUUCUUACACCUGCCGAGUCUUUCGAUGAGAUGCUAGAUAUGGCCGCGCAUGGUGACAAUGCCAAAGUAGAUAUGCUAGUUGGCGAUAUCUACGGCACCGAUUAUGGUAAAAUUGGGUUGAAAAGCACCACAAUCGCUAGUUCGUUCGGUAAAGUCUUCCGUAUGAAGCGAGAAGCAGAGAAUGAGGCUGAGGAUAUGGGUGGUCUUUCAAACGGUGAUGACCAAAACCGACGACAGCAGCAGAAGAACUCGGAACAAAAUACUUCAACAACAAGCUGUUCGCAAACACAACAACAGCGUCCUACAUCCUCUCGAGCAAGCGAAUUAGCGUUGUCCCGUUUCUCUAGUGCUGACAUUUCGCGAUCCUUGUUAUACGCUAUCAGUAAUAACAUCGGGCAGAUCGCAUACCUGCAGUCGCAAGUACACGACUUGUCCCGCAUAUACUUCGGCGGGUCUUUCAUCCGCGGCCACCCGCAAACUAUGAAUACGCUGAGCUACGCCAUCAAAUUUUGGAGUAAAGGCCAGAAGCAAGCGUACUUCCUACGACAUGAGGGAUAUCUAGGUGCCGUAGGCGCAUUUCUCAAACACCAGCCCCGAAACUGGGGUCGGAGAGGAAGUUUCGAAAAGGGUGAGGGACUAGAAGCACGAAUAAGAGAGCGUGCGGACGAGAACGCUAUAUGA